This is a messenger RNA of Annulohypoxylon truncatum, 1864 nucleotides long. Its product is annotated as glycoprotease family-domain-containing protein. NCBI's taxonomy places the organism in Eukaryota, Fungi, Ascomycota, Sordariomycetes, Xylariales, Hypoxylaceae. The record is from RefSeq and is a predicted model, not a curated record. The transcript has a single exon. Gene Ontology annotation, cellular component: mitochondrion. Gene Ontology annotation, biological process: mitochondrial tRNA threonylcarbamoyladenosine modification. Bases 127 to 1692 code for a protein of 521 amino acids.
AUGGCUACGAUAAGAUAAUAAAACCGUUUAGGUAGAUAUCGAGUUAACAAAAUUUACGCUCUUCCACGGCUUAUAGAAUCAUGAUUGAUUAAGUUAAUUCUAAUCUUCAAUUUCUCACCAAGCUCCAUGAGUGCGACGUGUUGGCUGCCGACAUGGUCGUGCUCUCUAUCGCGGGCACAUCAUAACUUAUGUGUGCGAGCCCGAAUCCUGCGAUCGCAACCCCGCCUUUUCCUUCCAAUCUCACAUUCCCCGCGAUGCCACCAAUUCUCGUCCCAACCGACGAGGCGUCGCCGCCUCCUCACCCUCGCCAUCGAGACGUCAUGCGAUGACACGUGCGUCGCAGUCCUGGAGAAGGACGCAGGCCCGAAAGGCGCGGCGCAUUUACUCUUCAACGAUAAAACCACGUCCGCAAACCGCUCGUUCCAAGGCGUGCACCCUUUAGUUGCCGUUGCAUCGCAUACGGAGCACAUAGCCGGCCUGGUGCGGGAAGCUAUGCGCGCGCUCCCCAACGCGUUGGGAAAGCAAGAUGCGGAUUUGAGAGAUGGUAAUCGGGACAGAAACAUAGGCGGGGAGGAGAAUGUGCUCUGGGUCGACGGACAGGCGCGCAGAAAACCGGACUUCGUGGCGGUGACGCGCGGGCCGGGCAUGCUGUCGAGUCUGGCCACGGGCCUGAACAUGGCCAAGGGGCUCGCCGUCGCAUGGGAUAUACCGCUCCUCGGCGUAAACCACAUGCAAGCGCACGCGCUGACGCCGCGGCUCGUCAGUGCCCUCGAGGCCGGGAAGCAGGAGCGGACGCAAGAGGAAAAGGAAAAAAGCUUCGAACCCACCCCGGCUUUCCCCUUCCUAUCUCUCCUGGUCUCGGGUGGGCACUCGCUGCUCGUGCUAUCGCGAUCCCUCAACGACCACGCCAUCCUCGCGCAGGCUAAGAGCAUCGCCGUCGGCGACAUGAUAGACAAGUGCGCGCGCGCGAUCCUACCGGCCUCCGCGAUCGCCGGCGGCGGCGAGACCAUCGUAUACGGCGCGCUGCUCGAGCGCUUCGCCUUUCCCUCCCCCUCCUCCCCCUCCUCUCCCCAAGACGCAUACGCCGACACCGCGGACACCAUCGACUACGGCUACACGCCGCCGGCGAAGCGCGUCGACGAGAUCCAGAACUUCGACUCGGGGCGCGGCUGGUUCCUGCGGCCGCCGCUGGCCCUGUCGCGGGACAUGCAGUACGAGUUCGGCGGCAUGAACGGGCACGUGCUGAAGAUCCUGGACGAGCGCCCGGACAUGGACCUCGCGCAGCGCCGCGUCCUCGCCCGCGAGACCAUGCGCCUGACCUUCGAGCACCUCGCCACCCGCGUCCUGUUCGCGCUCGACGCGAGCGAGGGCCGGGCCGGCGAUAGGUCGCUGGCCGGCGUCCGGACCCUGGUCGUGGCCGGCGGCGUCGCUAGUAACCGGUACCUGAUGCAUAUCUUGCGCGCGAUGCUGGAUGUGCGCGGUUAUGGCCACAUCGGCAUUGUGAGUCCGCCGUUGUCGCUGUGCACGGAUAAUGCGGCGAUGAUCGCGUGGACGGGCAUGGAGAUGUAUGAGGCUGGCUGGCGGACCGAGCUGGAUGUAACCCCUAUCAAGAAGUGGCCCCUGGAUCCGAAUGUUGACGGUGGCAUUCUUGGAGUAGGUGGCUGGAAGAACGUGGACGGUAAAACGGCAUGAUGCUCUCUGAGGCCACUUGCUUAAAUAUCGGCAGAUAAGUAGAGUGCUACGACUAUAGAUGUAUGAUUACAUUGCAUUGGCAGCAUGGCAUGGCAUACAUCGGCGUUACUUCAUUACGGGGAAAGCAUUGGGAAUUCGGUGGUGGAAAAUAAAAAAAUGAUGCCAUAGUUGG